AGUGCUUUUCUCUCGUUUCGACACUGCGCUUCAUACGCAUUGAAUUACGGCGACUCGGUGACCGCAUUCAAGCGAUGUGUAUUUGAUGCCCUACAAGUAAUUGACCGGGAUCGUGAGAUAAGGGAAUUGGGAUAUAGAUUGAUUGGGCAGGCUAUCUUGUAUUCGUAAUGCAGUACUAAAUGGCAUGCCUCCUCAUCGUUAUGCCUCUGCACUGAGUUACGGCAUCGCGCAACUGGCUGAAAGUUCCAGCUCAAAGCGAAUCCUGUUCAAAGCACUAAUAACACUAUCACCACCCCACAUCUAGCAUUUCCUGAUUUCGGCAUAUUGGACUAUCCAGCUUCUCAUUCAAAUUAGUGAUGCAUUGAUUUAACGGAGGAGGUCACGAUGGGAGCAAGGAAGACCAAGCUUGCAACGGAUGACAACGACGGAAACCGGAAGCAGGUAGACGAUAACAGUCAGGAUAGCUUCCAACUCUAUUCACUGGUGAAUUUGAAGGGAGGAGGGGAGCUUGUCGAACUCACCCGAGAGGCAAUCAAGUCCAAAGACUGGCAGCCAGUUGAAGACAAACUAAGAAGUGACUCGGUGAAGAGAUUCUUGUACAACGAUGGACAAGGCCGGGACAUAUCCAUCAAGGAGCUUGUCAAUCGCAGGAACCAAAGCAGGAAGGAGAAAGUUGAAAUCAUCGGAGCAACGUCAAGGCAACACAGUGCAAACACCAUCAGUCCUGUUAGUCCUGCUACCAUAAGGAAGGUUUGCUGGGACCUGGACCAGAGAGGGGCUGUUGGAGAGACUAUCCUCCAUCUUUGUUUCCUCAAUGCUACUGAGCUUCAUAACGAGCUAGCCAAGAGAAUAAUCAAGGCAUACCCUCUCCUUGUGAAUGACAUCUUCCACACGGACCUCUACCAAGGUGAGAGCUGCCUUCACUUUGCCAUCGUUAACGAGGACUUUCCCAUGGUGAAGUUCUUGGUAGAGCAUGGUGCCAACAUCGAUGAGAGGGCUUGUGGCACAUUCUUUCUGCCUGAUGAUCAAAAGAACACAAGGAAAGACACCUACGAUCAUGAAGUUAUUGUCGUGGAUAACAAAACAAACUAUCAUGGACAUACCUACUUUGGAGAGUACCCUCUGAGCUUUGCAGGGUGUCUGGAACAAGAUGACAUCUUACGUUACCUCUGGAGCAAAGGAGCUGACGUGAAUGCCCAGGAUUCCAAUGGGAAUACUGUACUUCACAUGACGAUACUUCACAAUAAGAGGUCUCAGUUCACCCAAGCCUUUGAGCUUGGAGCAAGCUGCAGUAUCACCAAUUUCCAGGGCUACACCCCUCUCUGCUUGGCAGCGGAGCUGGCAAAUACAGAGUUCUUUGAGAGCAUCAUCCAUCUAGAGCGUCAGGUCUCCUGGAAGUAUGGGGAGGUGACGUGCGCCCUCUAUCCUCUCUACAACCUCGACAGUAUCGGAGUUGAUGGGAGCGUCAAUGAAAAGUCUGCUCUAUUCACCAUUGUCAAUCAGUCCGACAUUGAUCAUCUCGGCCUAAUGAAAGGUUUGAUGACCAAAUUGCUUCAUGAAAAAUGGAAAACAUUUGGGCGGUUCCAAUUCUACCUUCGCAUGGGACUCUUCGUGCUCUACUUGAUGCUCCUGACAACAGCAUUUUAUAUGCGUCCAGGCAAGGACCGUUAUGCUAGAGAUGUCAAUAUCACAGACGAAUUCGGGAAUACAACGGUUGUACAGGAUUGGAAUAGGUGUUAUCUUCUCUACACAGAAACGGUGCAGGAUAAGGUUCGUCUCACCUUUGAGUGCUUGACUUUGAUCGGGGCCGUCACGUUUCUUUACUUUGCUGCAAGAGAGUUUCACCACUUGAGAAAGCUCUACUGGAAUGUACUGCGCAACGCCCCAGCAAAGGCCAUGUUCCUCUUAUCUUGCUGCUUCGUAAUCCUGGCGUGUUUCGGACGGAUUCCACCCUGUGCUCCGUACUAUGAAGAUGUGCUUAUCAUCCUCUGUGUGCUCACAGCCUGUCCAUACUUUCUCUUCUUCUUGAGGGUAUAUGCCCUGGUAGGUCCAUUUAUCUUCAUGAUAUAUAAGAUGAUACAAGGAGAUCUGCUCAAGUUUCUUCUUCUUUAUCUCAUCUUCUUCAUUGGUUUCUCACAAGCAAUGCAUAUUGUAUUCCUCUCCUCCUCGGGGGGUGAAACUAACUUCAUCGAUUCAGCCGUCAACAUGUUUGUCAUGUCCCUUGGAGAGUUUGGAGAUGUUUAUGAGGAGUUUGAUAGGACCCGUUACCCGCAUAUGGCUAAGUUCUUGUUCUUUGUCUACAUGGUGCUUGUGACAUUACUCCUAGUCAACAUGCUUAUUGCUAUGAUGGGCAACACCUUCAGUACAAUUGCCAAUGCUGAUUAUGAGUGGCAGAGACAGUGGGCUAAAGUUGUGCUGGUUCUAGAGCAGUCUCUAUCCCCAGAGGUUCGGCACAGCAUGCAACUGAUGUACUCCCAACCCGUGUGGGAAGGGCUCCCUGGCAGGGCUAUGGUACAACAAACAGAAAGAGAAACCCAUGACGACAGAGAAGUGCAGAAGGCCCGUCAGCGCAACAGUCGCAACACUCGGAUGAAGUUUAUUGAUGGGGAAUGGGUGCCGCCUCCCAUGAAUGACCAGCCUCGGGACAGUGUGUUGGGGACACACCAGCCGCCUACUGACCCCAAACCACCAGUGACCCUUGUUAUCCCAGAAACAAAGAUCACUUCGCCAGAUGGGGAUUAUGUGUAAGAUUUAUCCCACUGCUGCCACCAAUAUAAUGCAAAGGAACUUGUAUAACCAACCUUAUCACCCUGUUUUAGGGGCACACCAGUGGCAGUCUGUCCCUAAACCCUCAGUGACCUUUGACAUCCAGAAACAAAGACUACUUCCCCAGAUGGGGAUUACAUCUAAGUGUAAUCCAACUGCUGCCACCAAUACAUACAAAGUAACCUGGUCAACUGCCAGUUGGUCUAUUUCCAGUUGACCAACCUCGUGGCAGUAUGUUAGGGGCACAUCAGCCGCAGUCUGACCCCAAAGAUGUAUCCCACUGCUGCCACCAUAAUAUACAAAGGAAAUUUAUGACCUACCUUGUGACCCUUGUCAUCCCUAAACAAAGGUUACGUUGGAUUAUGUUUAAGAUGUAUCCCACUGCUGUCAUUAAAACAUUCAAAGGAACCUGAAUGACCAACCUUGUGACAGUGUGUUAGGGGCACACCAGCUGCAGUGUCAUCCCAAACCCCCAGUAAACCUUAUCCCAGAAAUAAAGGUUAUUUCGCCAGAUAGGGUUUAUGUGUAGAAUGUAUCCCACCACUGCCACCAAUAUAUAUAUACAAAGGAACUUGGUCAACUGCCAAUGGGUCUAUUGCUAGUUGACCAGAGUCGGGACAUUGUGUUAGGGGCACACCAGCUGCAGUCUGACCCCAAAACCCUCAGUGACCUUUGACAUCCCAGAAACAAAAUUCAUUUCACCAGAUGGGGAUUAUGUGUAAGAUUAUUAUUAUUAUUAUUUCUAUUUAUGUACUGCACUUUUCUCAAAAUGGCCCAAAGUGCUUACAUCAACUAAAAGAACACAUCAAGUAUAAAAUGAAAUUUGCAAUCCUAAAACUCUUAACUGGAAAAAAAGGAAUGGCCUCAGUCCCUUUUUAAAUGAAGUGAGAGAUGGUGAUUGUCUGAGUGAGAGAGGUAACUUAUUCCAAUAUAAGAUGCAUCCUAUCACUGCCACCACUUCAAACAAAGAAUCCUCCACGCCUGCAUGACCAACCUCAUGAGAGUAUGUUAUGGCCACACAAACUGCAGUCUGAUCCCAAAACUUCAGUGACUCCUGUCAUCCCAGAAACAAAGGUAAAUUCGCCAGAUUGGGAAUUAUUUGUAAAAUGUAUCCAACUGCCUCCGCCAA
Lytechinus pictus (painted urchin) is the source of this 3895-nucleotide messenger RNA. RefSeq names its product transient receptor potential cation channel subfamily V member 5-like. The record is from RefSeq and is a predicted model, not a curated record. NCBI's taxonomy places the organism in Eukaryota, Metazoa, Echinodermata, Echinoidea, Temnopleuroida, Toxopneustidae. Gene Ontology annotation, cellular component: plasma membrane. Gene Ontology annotation, biological process: calcium ion import across plasma membrane. The coding region runs from base 385 to 2748 and encodes 787 amino acids. Gene Ontology annotation, molecular function: calcium channel activity; protein binding. The transcript has 16 exons.